UAUGUGUUGUUAUAAUUAUACCAAUAAAAAAUGAAGCAUGGCCAAAGGUGUAACAUAGCUGUACAGUCCUUACCUAACACAUCAAGGCCCCAGAUUCAAUUUCCAGUACACCAAAAGAGAAAAAGACAAGACCUGACAAGCUACAGUUGAUCUGAGCCAAACUCUCCUAAUUGGCUAAUGGAGAUGAUUAGUCAAGAAACUGUAUCUAAGUCCAUCCCACUUCCUACGCCCUACCCCACCCCACCCCAGGUCCUGCUUUCCCUGCGCAUCUUGUUACUGAUGAAGCCCAGCGUGCUGUCCAGAGUCAGCCACCAGGUGGCAUAUGGGCUGCAUGAGCUCCUCAAGACGAACGCCGCCAACAUCCACUCCGGUGAUGACUGGGCCACCCUCUUCACGUUGCUGGAGUGCAUCGGCUCAGGCGUGAAGCCUCCAGAUACUCUACAGGCCACGGCCAGGGCUGAUGCUCCUGAUGCUGGAGCACAGUCAGACAGUGAGCUCCCAUUCUACCAUCAAAAUGAUGUCAGCCUGGACCGGGGGUACACUUCCGACUCAGAAGUCUACACUGACCACGGCAGGCCUAGCAAGAUACACCGAUCAGCCACAGAUGCCGACAUGGUCAACAGUGGUUGGUUAGUGGUUGGGAAGGAUGACAUUGAUAACUCCAAACCAGGAGCGGGGCUCAGCAGGCCAGGCCCUUCACCCCUGGUCAAUCAGUACAGCCUCACAGUGGGCCUGGACCUGGGACCACAUGACACUAAGUCCCUGCUUAAGUGUGUGGAGUCACUGUCCUUCAUUGUUCGUGAUGCUGCUCACAUCACCCCAGACAACUUUGAACUCUGUGUCAAGACUCUCCGCAUCUUUGUAGAAGCCAGCCUGAAUGGUGGGUGCAAGUCCCAGGAUAAACGUGGCAAGAAUCACAAAUAUGACAGCAAAGGUAACCGCUUCAAGAAAAAAACCAAGGAAGGCUCAAUGCUUCGGCGGCCCCGAGCCUCCAAUCAACAUGCCACUCGGGGUGGACACAGUGAUGAAGAGGAGGAUGAAGGUGUGCCUGCCAGCUACCACACGGUGUCUUUACAGGUCAGUCAGGACUUGCUAGACCUGAUGCACACCCUGCACACUCGGGCAGCCUCCAUCUACAGUUCCUGGGCAGAGGAGCAGCGCCACCUGGAGACAGGCGGCCGGAAGAUUGAAGCCGAUUCACGCACCCUCUGGGCUCACUGCUGGUGCCCUUUAUUACAAGGUAUCGCCUGCCUGUGCUGCGAUGCCCGGCGCCAGGUGCGGAUGCAGGCCCUGACAUACCUGCAGCGUGCCCUUCUGGUACAUGACCUUCAAAAGCUAGAUGCCCUGGAGUGGGAAUCCUGCUUUAACAAGGUGCUGUUUCCUCUACUGACCAAGCUUUUAGAGAAUAUCAGUCCUGCAGAUGUGGGCGGGAUGGAGGAGACCCGGAUGAGGGCUUCCACACUGCUCUCAAAGGUCUUCCUGCAGCACCUGUCUCCACUGCUGUCGCUGUCCACCUUCGCCGCCCUGUGGCUCACCAUUCUGGACUUCAUGGACAAGUACAUGCAUGCAGGUUCCAGUGAUUUGCUGUCAGAAGCCAUCCCUGAGUCUCUGAAGAACAUGCUCCUGGUGAUGGACACAGCAGAGAUUUUCCACAGUGCAGAUGCAAGAGGAGGUGGUCCCUCUGCUCUCUGGGAGAUCACCUGGGAGCGCAUUGAUUGCUUUUUGCCACACUUACGGGAUGAGCUCUUCAAGCAGACUGUCAUCCAGGACCCCGUGCUCACAGAACCUCCCAGCCAAAAACCUCUGGCCUCUGCCCACCUGAGUCCUGCUGCUGGUGAUCCCAGGAUGCCCGGCAAUCCACCUCCCCCAGAGAUACCCUCAGAAGUGGGGGCUUGUGACUCGGAGAAGCCUGAGAGCAACCGAGCUGCCAGCAGCAGCUCCCCUGGCUCACCAGUGGCCUCUAGCCCCAGCAGACUGAGUCCUGUCCCAGAAGGACCUCCCCCAUUAGCCCAGCCCCCACUAAUCCUACAACCCUUGACCUCCCCACUGCAGGUGGGCGUGCCACCCAUGACCCUGCCCAUCAUCCUGAACCCUGCACUUAUUGAGGCCACCUCUCCGGUGCCUCUCUUAGCCACACCCCGCCCUACAGACCCCAUUCCCACCUCUGAAGUCAACUAAGGCAGGUCCCUGAGAGAUCAGGACCAUUCCUUCCCACAAGGCAUUCUAGGCCCUGCUUCCAGUCUCAGGGGCCACAGAAAUCUACAGGCCCAAAGCAAGCUGAUGUUGCUACUACUUGAUGGGGGAAAUGAGAACUUUUAGAGUCCCAGCUGGGAUCCACUUCAGGCUGUGAGACUCUUCCUCUGCCAGUCAUUCCUGAGCUUCCAAGCUGACAGUGGAUGCAGGCAUAACCUGUAGCCUCUGCCUCCAGCCUGGCAGCCCUGGGGAGGCAUAGAGCCAACCCUGCAGUGCCAACCCUGCAGUGCCUGCCAUGUGCCCCUCCUGCCAGGUUAAGCAUUAAGAGCCAAGCCCAACCACUCUGCACUUUGUUCCUCUCUCCAUCCAGUCCCAUCAGCCCUGGGCCACCUCCUCCAAUUCCUUUUCCUUCAUUAAAUAGUUGGUCAGUUUGGAGUUGCUUGGCACCAUGGAGGUUGGACAGGUAGGACUCGAUGAGGGGGUCUGCCCACAGGAGCAUGUACAUAUGGGAAAUGACAACAAUGGACUUUUUAUGAUGUAAUAAAUGUCUUGGUACCAACACA
This is a messenger RNA of Psammomys obesus (fat sand rat), 2756 nucleotides long. Its product is annotated as Golgi-specific brefeldin A-resistance guanine nucleotide exchange factor 1-like. The transcript has 11 exons. The record is from RefSeq and is a predicted model, not a curated record. Lineage: Eukaryota; Metazoa; Chordata; Mammalia; Rodentia; Muridae. Bases 178 to 2178 code for a protein of 666 amino acids.